AUGAGGGAAAAACCGUCACCUCCAACAGACGUAACCCUCAUAUCCAACUGUUACGACGCGCUGAACGUGAGCUGGAUGCCAGGAUAUGACGGAGGGUCUGAGCAAUACUUUGAAAUCACGUAUCGAGACAAGGACCGAGAUGACAACUUUACUGCACCGCCGAUCGAAGUCAAGACAUCGAACGUCAACAACCAUCAGAUUGAGGACCUGCAGGAGAGCACAACGUAUGUGGUAAGAGUAAGGGGAGUGAAUGAGCUAGGGCCAGGGGACUACCAGGCUCAAGACGCCGAGGGAACUACAAGAGGGGCUCCUGCUCAUCCGGACUUUCUCACCAUCAAGAAAAGGACGGAUUCCUCGCUAACCCUGUCAUGGAAACCUGGGCGUGUCGAGGACGACCCCUGGGAGGACUACUUCCUGCAGUACAAGGAAAAGGCGUCAGGAACGAGUCUUCCCUUCCUUGCCCCGAUACGUGUGGUGCCACAACUCGCUACUGAGUACGUGAUCGAGGAUCUGGAGCCUGACUCAGCCUACACCAUCAAGCUGUUUGCAAAGAGUGCGAGCAAAACCUCGAAAAGCGUUACCUUGACGGGGGUUACAGAUGCCAAGCCUGACUAAUUAGCGCUCACUGUCCGCCCUACUGACCUGUCAAUUAGCACUGCGAAAGUUUAUGUAACGCAGGCUAACUGAUCCCUUUGCAGAAUACAAAAUUUAUCUCAAAUCUAUCGUUGCUAUAAAUUCGUCUUAACUAUGUCAUCUUUCCAUUAAUUUAAACCUCAAUGCAAAAAUACAAUGGAGUAUAUAGAUUGCUAUUGAAAAAUCAACUACAAUCUGUACCUUAGAAACCGUCCGACUUUUGCAUAUGUUACUCUGCUCAGACAUCAAUGAAAAUUGUAGAAAUAAAAUGG
Messenger RNA from Branchiostoma floridae (Florida lancelet), 905 nucleotides. RefSeq names its product neural cell adhesion molecule L1.1-like. Gene Ontology annotation, biological process: cell-cell adhesion. Lineage: Eukaryota; Metazoa; Chordata; Leptocardii; Amphioxiformes; Branchiostomatidae. Bases 1 to 615 code for a protein of 204 amino acids. The transcript is spliced from 3 exons. The record is from RefSeq and is a predicted model, not a curated record. Gene Ontology annotation, molecular function: protein binding.